This is a messenger RNA of Clunio marinus, 1264 nucleotides long. The record is from the annotation of a GenBank genome assembly. NCBI's taxonomy places the organism in Eukaryota, Metazoa, Arthropoda, Insecta, Diptera, Chironomidae.
AUCCGCGUGUUAUUUUCAAACAAAUAUUUUCUUCUCUCGAGCGAUCAUUAACGAGACCAACGAAUAUUGAAAUACCUCUCGCUCAUUUCGCGAGCACAUCAGUUGAUAAAAGACCGUCGUUUGAAACAUUUCGACCACUUUUAAGAAUCAUAAAAGAAAAAUUAUUUCGUGUGACUCAUAAACUGAAAAUAUUUUGAUAAAAUAAGCAAAAAGAAAAUCAAAUUUUCCUUGACUUGAUAUCGUUCUAUUAAAAGGAGAAAAAAAUUAAAUAAAUUUUUGCAAAUUGUUUGUUGUCUGACAUAAAAAUAAGAUGAUGAAGACGCUAACCAUGCCACCAGCAUCGGAUGAAUCUUUGCGAUUAUUAUCGCCUCAAAAUGAGAUCAAAUCAACAAACAUUCAAGAAAUUCUCAGCAUUAAUAAUAAUGAAAAUGGAAACGUCAGCAAUACAAUGUCGUCAAUUCAGUCGAGCAAACAACUGCCAUUUUAUCUCGGAAUCUCAGAAGUUCUUCCAUCGCUUUAUCUUUGUGGUGCUUGUGCGAUUGUUCGACCGGAAACUAUUGAGAACCUUGGAAUUAAAUUUGUUGUGAAUGCGACUGUUGAAUUACCAGACACACCUUUACCAGAUAAAAGACCGGAUUAUAUGCGAGUGGCAAUGAAAGACUCACGUGAAUCAAAUCUCAUUGAAUAUUUUGACGAAGUUGCUGAUAAAAUUGAAAAGACACGACAACAAGAUGGAAAAAGUCUGGUGCAUUGUGUUGCUGGAGUUUCUCGAUCUGUUUCACUAGUUCUUGCUUAUCUUAUGAAGUAUGCUGAUAUGUCUUUGAAAAAUGCAUUUGCACAUGUUAGAAGUGUCCGACCUCAAGUUCGACCAAAUGUUGGAUUUUUCAAACAAUUGAUUGAAUAUGAACAGAGACUACAUGGUUGCACAACUGUGUCAAUGAUCCACUGUUCAGCAUUAGGCGAAGAGAUUCCCGACGUUUAUGAGCCUGAAUACCGAACAAUGGAACUUCUUUAUCAAAAAUAUCGAAGAACCAUUGCACGUCGGUGAGAUUUGAGGGGAAAACCGAAAGGUUUGUUAUCGUGAUUCUUCAGUGUUGUGAAGGGACCAUUAAGAUUAUUAAUAACUUACGAGAAGGAAAUUCUUUAUUUUAAAGAGUUAUUCGUUUAAGAUAGACUUAAAUAAAUGUUGUGUUAUAAAUGUUUUGUAAAACUUUAUCAAAUUUCUUAAUAAAUUUUUUAAUUAACCGUUUAAACAAAGAGCAAA